Messenger RNA from Galeopterus variegatus (Sunda flying lemur), 2718 nucleotides. RefSeq names its product protein TANC1. The annotation marks the transcript as partial. The record is from RefSeq and is a predicted model, not a curated record. Gene Ontology annotation, molecular function: protein binding. Gene Ontology annotation, cellular component: glutamatergic synapse. Gene Ontology annotation, biological process: regulation of postsynapse organization. The transcript is spliced from 14 exons. NCBI's taxonomy places the organism in Eukaryota, Metazoa, Chordata, Mammalia, Dermoptera, Cynocephalidae.
CGACAAGCUCAACCAAAUUGGAAGAUCUGAGUUAUUUAGAUGGGCAGAGAAAUGCUCCUCUACGAACGUCAAUUAGAUUACCGUGGCACAAUACGGCUGGAGCACGAUUUGCUCCCUAUAAGCCGCAAGACAUUUUGUUGAAACCCCUAUUAUUUGAAGUACCAAGCAUAACAACAGACUCUGUGUUUGUGGGAAGGGACUGGCUCUUUCACCAGAUAGAAGAACACUUGAGGAACACAGAACUGGCAGAAAAUCGAGGAGCGGUUGUUGUUGGAAGUGUGGGAUUUGGGAAGACGGCAAUCAUUUCCAAGUUGGUGGCACUUAGCUGCCACGGAAGCCGUAUGAGGCAGAUUGCUUCCAACAGUCCUGGCCCAUCACCCAGAACUUCAGAUCCAGCCCAGGACCUUCCUUUCACCCCUUUGCUUUCACCGAGUUCUACAAGUGGCCCCAAUGCGGCUAAAAUGCCUGCUGGGGCUGGGUCUGGUACUCCUGAAAACCCGAGACCAAGAGAGGAUGCGGCGAAAUACCUUGCUUCUAAGGUGGUGGCCUACCACUACUGCCAGGCCGAUAAUACCUACACGUGCCUGGUGCCCGAGUUCGUGCACAGCAUCGCGGCUCUGCUCUGCCGGUCCCAUCAGCUGGCCGCCUACAGAGACCUUCUCAUCAAGGAGCCACAGCUGCAGAGCAUGCUGAGCCUCAGGUCCUGUGUGCAGGACCCAGUGGCAGCUUUCAAGAGGGGAGUGCUGGAGCCACUCACCAACCUGAGAAACGAGCAGAAAAUUCCUGAAGAAGAAUACAUUAUUUUGAUAGAUGGCUUAAAUGAAGCUGAGUUUCAUAAACCCGAUUAUGGAGAUACGCUUUCUUCAUUUAUUACCAAAAUUAUUUCUAAAUUUCCUGCCUGGUUGAAGUUGAUUGUGACUGUAAGAGCAAAUUUUCAGGAAAUUAUAAGCGCUCUGCCAUUUGUCAAGCUUUCCUUAGAUGACUUUCCAGACAACAAAGACAUUCACAGCGACCUGCACUCCUAUGUCCAGCACAGGGUCCACAGCAGCCAGGACAUCCUCGGCAACAUCUCCCUGAAUGGCAAGGCCGACGCUGCCCUCAUUGGGAAAGUGAGCAGCCACCUGGUGCUGCGGAGUCUCGGCUCCUACCUGUACCUCAAGCUCACCCUGGACCUCUUCCAGAGGGGACACUUGGUCAUCAAAAGCGCCAGCUAUAAGGUGGUGCCCGUGUCUCUGUCUGAGCUCUACCUGCUGCAGUGCAACAUGAAGUUCAUGACCCAGUCCGCCUUUGAGAGAGCACUUCCAAUCCUAAACGUGGCCCUCGCCUCCCUCCACCCCAUGACGGACGAGCAGAUUUUUCAGGCGAUUAAUGCCGGCCACAUCCAAGGGGAGCAGGGAUGGGAAGACUUCCAGCAGAGGAUGGAGGCCCUCUCCUGCUUCCUCAUUAAGAGGCGAGACAAAACCCGCAUGUUCUGCCACCCAUCCUUCAGGGAGUGGCUCGUCUGGAGAGCAGAUGGUGAGAACACAGCCUUCCUGUGUGAGCCCAGGAAUGGACACGCGCUCCUGGCAUUCAUGUUCUCUCGACAGGAGGGCAAGCUGAACCGCCAGCAGACCAUGGAGCUGGGCCAUCACAUCCUGAAGGCACACAUUUUCAAGGGCCUCAGUAAGAAGACAGGGAUCUCUUCAAGCCAUCUGCAAGCCCUGUGGAUUGGUUACAGCACCGAGGGCCUGUCUGCCGCCCUCGCCUCUCUCAGGAACCUCUAUACUCCCAACGUGAAGGUGAGCCGUCUCCUGAUUUUGGGAGGGGCCAACGUGAACUACAGGACAGAAGUGUUAAAUAAUGCCCCAAUCCUAUGUGUCCAGUCUCACCUGGGCCAUGAGGAAGUCGUCACUCUGCUCCUGGAAUUCGGCGCCUGCCUGGAUGGAAUGUCAGAGAACGGCAUGACUGCCCUGUGCUACGCGGCAGCUGCCGGCCACAUGAAGCUGGUGUGUCUGCUGGUCAAGAAGGGGGCAAGGAUGGACCACUUGGAUAAGAAAGGCCAGUGUGCACUCGUCCACAGUGCACUGCGGGGCCAUGGCGACGUUCUCCGGUACCUCCUGAACUGUGAGUGGUCAGCAGGCCCUCCCCAGCCAGGUGCACCAACGAAGAGCCAAGCCCUGCAGCAGGCACUGACGGCAGCCGCCAGCAUGGGCCACAGCUCGGUGGUCCAGUGCUUGCUGGGAAUGGAAAAGGAACAUGAAAUAGAAGUCAAUGGCACCGACACAUUGUGGGGAGAAACAGCCCUGACUGCUGCCGCAGGAAGAGGGAAGCUGGAGGUCUGCGAGCUGCUGCUGGAGUGUGGAGCUGUGGUGUCUCGGACGAACAGGAGAGGGGUCCCACCUUUGUUUUGUGCAGCACGCCAAGGGCAUUGGCAGAUUGUUAGACUGCUGCUGGAACGCGGCUGUGAUGUGAACCUAAGUGACAAGCAGGGCCGGACGCCCCUCAUGGUGGCUGCUUGUGAAGGGCACUUGAGCACCGUGGAAUUUCUUCUUUCAAAAGGUGCCACCCUUUCUUCUCUGGACAAAGAGGGUCUGUCAGCGUUAAGCUGGGCUUGUCUGAAAGGUCACAGGGCAGUGGUCCAGUAUCUGAUUGAAGAAGGAGCCGAGAUAGACCAGACAGACAAGAACGGCCGCACUCCCUUGGACCUGGCUGCCUUCUACGGCGAUGCCGAGACUGUAA